AUGGCCGAGAGGGACGUCGAACCCUCGAUCCAAGUCCUAGCUCGCCACAUUACCACUCGACCACCAGCCGCCGACAUUAAUGAAGCCCGAUCGACACUCAAGCAGUCGAUCACAACGAACGAGUCUUCCUUGCACGGCAUCGCGGUCAGCAAUACCCCGGUAAUCACGCACCAACUGGACGAAAAGGCGAAGCUCAAUCAACGCUCCAAUUCAGCACAGCGUGGGGUCAAGGCGCUUGCAGAUGACUUUGACGUGUCGUCUCUAGAUAGGGUCACGGAGGUCGAGACUUUCCGAACGACGGCCUCUACUCUCCAAUCAUCCCACCAGGCGCAGACGCUCGCUAGAACGACGGCCACGGCCGUGGAGAACCUCAAGCAGCGGUAUGACCUCCUUGUGCGCCUCGAGGAUGGCGUAUGGUCUGGGAUGAGCGCAGACCCAUCGAUUGUGGCCGCUCUCCUAGAGCUUGACGGCCAACCUCCUCGCUCCACGCCGUACGCCAAACUUGCGACCCAUGCACCGAGCUACACACUCCUCGAAGUCUCCGACGCUCUGGACACUCUCAGAGCUCUUCCUGGCCUUCUUCAAGACCUUCAUGCUCGCGUCAUUCGUGGCCUUGUCGAGCCCCUGGUUCUAAACGACACCUGGCGGCCAGUUGAGAGCCGUGACGACCACGGCAUCGGACUGGAAACUACGAUCGUUCCGUCUCAAGAUCGGGAAUGCGUAAUCCAGAACGUGAAGACUGUGCUCGAUUUCUUCCAGGCCGUCCUGCCUCAAGGAUGCCGAUCUUUGAAUGAGAGGCUGCAACAAAGCGCUUUCAGCUUGGUCCUGAACCGCCUUCUCAUUCCAAGCCUACCAACAUCGCUCUCCAGCCUGCCGGAAUGGCUCCGUCUUGCCCUGCAAGCAGCCGAAUCGGAGGCGUCGAUGAGUGCCGACGACAACAAGGCCGGGGUUGUUCGCUCGUUCUUGAACGAGGAGGCCGGACAGGUCUGGCUGCAGAAGCGAAGGGUCGUUUCCCUGUGCGAAGCACGACGUGUGGCGUACGAGACCUGGUCAUCGUGGGCAUCGGAGACUGUGGAACUCAACGCUGUGCCACACAUCCCGCCGGAGACCGAGGCAAUUUCGCAACCAAUCACCCAACACGAAGAGGAUGACGGCUGGGGUUUCGACGAGGAUCCGAAGGCAGCAUCUAGCAGCCGGGAAGUCACACCUCAAGUGGACGCCGACGAUGGGAAUGACGGGUGGGACUUCGACGACGUUGCUCCGCCUCCAGCUCCGACUCCGGCUCCUGUCCAGCCUCGCAAGGUCGCAAAGCCCCGCGAAGCUAAGCGACUGGGCAAGAAAGCCACCCUGAAAGGAGCGCGGCAUGGUUCCCCAUCUCCUCCCCGUUCUCCAUCCCCUCCAGCCGAGAACUCUUCGCCGCCUGUUCAGUCCGUGGUGCCAACCGGUCGCCGCACUUCCAACCCCGAGAUACCAGUGCUCUCGGAGACGUUCAGGAUUUCUAUGGCAGCCAACACAGUCAUCGGUCUCGCUGCUUCAACGCUGGACGAGCUCAUAAACGUCUUGUCCCUUCACGUGUCGCGGGGCCUUUCGGAGCAGUUGGCUGAAGCACUGGACCUAAUCCGCGCGAGUAUCCCUGUCGCGCAGUCAACCUCUAUCGAACGCAAUCCCAUCCACCUCAUCCAGUUGUCAAACGACUACAGGUACCUCAGCUCCAAGCUCGAGACAAUCAAGACUGACGUCGAGUGGGUGGACCGCACCGACUGCGCUCGUCGCUUCUCGACCGCAAGUGUCAUCACCUUGGAGACAUUUGUCGCUGGCCAAUCCGCUGUGCUAUCUGGCCUGCUGGAUCACGCUAAAGGGUUCGCGGACACGACAAACCCUAGCUCUUUCAUGCAAGUCGAGCACGCUGUUCUGCAGGUGGUUACAUUUUUCAAGAACAUAGCGACGCAGUUAGCGACAUACGUCGAUGGCGAAGUAUACCACACUGUCUUGGGCAAGCUGGUCGAAUCAUCUGUUACUGGGAUCCUCAGCAGCGUCCUUGCGCUGGAAGACAUCACGGAGCUGGAGUCGUUGCGCAUCGGAAGUCUGCUGAGCUCUGUCGAGGCUCUUGGCAAUCUCUUCCAGCGCGACCACGCCAACGUGUCUACUGUUGCUGCCUUCGUGCCAAACUGGAUCAAGUUCGGUUACCUCAAUGAGCUUCUACGCGCAAAGCUCGUGGAGAUCACCUACCUCUAUGACAACGGGUCGCUCGUCGACUUUAACUCCAAGGAGCUGGGUGGGUUAGUUCGUGCGCUUUUUGCCGACAGUCCUCAACGUGCCACUCUUCUGGACAAGAUCGAGAUGUAG
Messenger RNA from Cutaneotrichosporon cavernicola, 2346 nucleotides. RefSeq lists its product as uncharacterized. Gene Ontology annotation, cellular component: RZZ complex. The transcript has 7 exons. The coding region runs from base 1 to 2346 and encodes 781 amino acids. NCBI's taxonomy places the organism in Eukaryota, Fungi, Basidiomycota, Tremellomycetes, Trichosporonales, Trichosporonaceae. The record is from RefSeq and is a predicted model, not a curated record. Gene Ontology annotation, biological process: endoplasmic reticulum to Golgi vesicle-mediated transport; mitotic spindle assembly checkpoint signaling.